Molecule: messenger RNA, 1725 nt
Organism: Dalotia coriaria
Lineage: Eukaryota; Metazoa; Arthropoda; Insecta; Coleoptera; Staphylinidae
Product: suppressor of fused homolog
Exons: 4
Coding region: 322-1632 (436 amino acids)
Cellular component (GO): nucleus; cytoplasm
Molecular function (GO): transcription factor binding
Source: RefSeq, a predicted model, not a curated record
UCUUUCUCUACUUAAGUCACUAAAACCGUGCUUGGACUUGUUGCCGUCCCCCACUUAACUCACAACUUCCUCUCCUUCCUCCCACAAACGCCUGCAUACAUCUUGCAUCUCAUUCCAGCGAGUUAUGUGAGCUGCAGUCGCUUCAAGUUCACAAUCACCUUCAUUCUUCACAUUCAUUUCCUCCGUUUUUUUCUUCUUCUGGUUUGGUUUACCACGCGCCCAGCGCCCUUCAGUUACAGUCAGGGCACACAGGGGUGUGUGUUUCACUAUGCUACACAUGUAAUGUGAAUUAUUACAUGCAUUAAAUAAAGAGGUUUCAAGAUGGAGGAAGCUGGUGCCCUGCCUCAAGGGCCUCCAAUGAACAUUCUUCCACCUACACCAGCUGGCCUGGAGGCUUUGUACACUCUCUGCAGGAAGAUAUAUCCUGAUCAGGUCAAUCCUCUGCAAGUUACAGCUUUGCUUAAAUAUUGGCUUGGCGGCCCGGACCCUCUCGACUACAUUUCCAUGUACGCCAAUGAAGGAGUACCCGUUGAUAACAUCCCGCCGCAUUGGCAUUACAUAAGCUUCGGUCUUUCUGAUCUCCAUGGCGAUGGACGCGUACAUGACCUAAACACUCCUGCAGACGGCACAUCCGGUUUUGGUUUUGAGCUUACAUUUCGCUUGAAACGUGAACCAGGCGAAUCAUCACCGCCUACAUGGCCUGCAACACUCAUGCAAUCACUGGCAAAGUAUGUGUUUCAUUCUGGGAACACCCUGUGUGCGGGUGAUCAUGUCUCAUGGCAUUGUGCAUUAGACAAUCACGAUUCGCGUAUUCAACAUAUGUUGAUGACCAAUGACGUGCAGUUGAACACUGCGCAGACGCCGUUCGGCAGCGUUGAUUUCGUGCAGAUUGUUGGUGUUUGCGCGGAUGAAUUACGCGCUGCACAACAAUGGAAUGGAAUUGGCGUGUUGAACAUGCUGAGCAAUCUCCCAACCUCUGGAGGUCCAUGGCAUGUAACAGACAUGCGCCGUGGUGAAAGUAUCUUCGAAUUAGACCCGAAUGCACACGAAGAACUCGAACGUGGCUUCGAACUCGAAGGUUCUAACUUAAGCGGUGUGAGCGCACGUUGUUCAUGGUCAGACGGGCGUGAAAAACGUAAAGAUGGUCGAAUAACCGAGGAGGAAAGCGAGCAAAUCAAAACAGCACUGCAGAAAGGCCUACAAUCAAGUAAUAUCUCGAAUAAUAAAUGUGACGAUGUUCGUGAAUCGUCCGCCAUGUUAGAAUCCACUGAAUUGUUACACGUUAAGAAACUGGAUGGUAUUCAUCUUGUUUUUAACCUGGAAGCAGGCAGUUUACUUCCGCUGGCGAUUCGUGGACGUGUCAAACACGGCAGACAUUUUACUUUCAAGUCUGUGCUUGGCGAUACAGCGAUUACUCUGGUUGCGCAUUCAGUGACUGGAACUCUGGUUGAUUUAGACAAUCCGUUUGUUGCGCAAGGCAGCUGGUUGCAAGUGCUUAUUCCUGAUGAUCUCGCACAGGAUAUGGCGGUGACUUUUCAGGUACUAGCGACGCCGGAAGCGCUGAGUUUGCCGAAGACUUUCACAUGGCCUGAUCGCAACCUGUCAAUCACGAUUGUUGCGGAUAAGAUUUAAGCUUUGACGAGGUUUUUGUACAUUUUACACUAAGAAAUUAUUUAUUAUACUAACGAAUUAUGUAAACGACUAAAUAAACAUUUGUAUUACGUA